This is a messenger RNA of Nycticebus coucang (slow loris), 1814 nucleotides long. RefSeq names its product interleukin 9 receptor (gene IL9R). The transcript is spliced from 9 exons. NCBI's taxonomy places the organism in Eukaryota, Metazoa, Chordata, Mammalia, Primates, Lorisidae. Gene Ontology annotation, cellular component: external side of plasma membrane. Bases 1 to 1392 code for a protein of 463 amino acids. Gene Ontology annotation, biological process: immunoglobulin mediated immune response; cytokine-mediated signaling pathway. Gene Ontology annotation, molecular function: interleukin-9 receptor activity; interleukin-9 binding. The record is from RefSeq and is a predicted model, not a curated record.
AUGGCACAAGGCAGAUGCAUCUGGGAAGGUUGGAUGUUGGAGAGUGAGGCCCUGAGGCGAGAUGUGGGCACCUGGCUCCUGACCUGCACUUGUAUUUGCACUUGUGUCUGCUUGGGAGCCUCUGUCCUGUGGGAAGGAGGAGAGCCAUGGGCUGGAACAUUCACCUGCCUCACCAACAACAUCCUCAGGAUCGAUUGCCACUGGUCUUCCCCAGAGCCAAGCCAAGACUCCAGCCCUUGGCUCCUCUUCACCAGCAACCAGGCACCUGGCAGUGCCCAUAGGUGCGUCUUCCAGGGCAGCGAGUGCACUGUGGAGCUGCCACCCGAGGGGGUGUUCGUGCCCUCUGACAACUUCACUAUCACUUUCCACCACUUUAUCUCGGGGAAGGAGAUGGUCAGUCUGGUGGACCCUCAGUACCUGCCCCGGAGACAUGUUAAGCUGGACCCACCCUUUGACUUGCACAGCAACAUCAGCUCUGGGUACUGUGUCCUGACCUGGAACAUCAGUCCUGCCUUGGAGCCAAUGACCACACUUCUCAGCUAUGAGCUGGCCUUCAAAAGGCAGGAGGAGACCUGGGAGUGGGCACAGCACAAGGACCACAUUGUUGGGGUGACCUGGCUCAUUCUUGAAGCCAGUGAGUUGGACCCUGGCUUCACCUAUGAAGUCAGGCUUCGUGUCCAGAUGGUUACCCUGGAGGACGAUGUGGCAGACGGAGAGCAGUACUCAGGCCAGUGGAGUGAGUGGAGCCAGCCCGUGUACUGCUCCUCCCCUGAGAGACCAGACCCCCUGCUUCCACUCUGGGUUCGGCCGGAUAGCACUCUUGUUGUUGUGUUCAUCUUUCUCCUGAUGAGCGCCUUGGCCUACCUCCUGUUCAAGGUGUCACCCAGGGUGAAGAGAACUUUCUACUGGAACGUGCCUUCUCCGACCGCAUUCUUCCAGCCGCUCUAUAGUGUGCACGGAGGGAAUUUCCAGACCUGGGUGGGCGCCCACAGAGCCAGUGUACAGCGGAGCCAGGACAGCACCCCACAAGGCGUCUCAGAGUCUGGUGUCCAGGAUGCCAUUGCGCUGCUCACCUUUGACGUGCAAUCUGCAGGCAUGGAGAAGGAGGAGGAAGAGGGCAGUGGGACCAGCCUCCUGGGGGCUCAGGGCUCCACGGGUGUGCUGCCAGAAGGGUGUACAGAACUGGGGGGACAGCCACCUGCUUACUUGCCUCAGGAUGACUGGAUUCCUAUAUCCCCUAUCAGGCUGGCUCCCCCAGACUCGGAAGAUGGUGGUGACUAUUGUCACUUGGCCUUGGGCUGCUGUGAAGGGCACCACCCCUCAGCCCUCCCAGGAAACUUGCAGAUCCCUGGGCCCAUCCCAGCCUUGCCCUGUGAACUUUCUUGCAGCUAGCAGAACUCUGGGACCUGGCAAGGAGGAGCCUGCAUGAGGACCCUCAGGGCAUUAUGCCCCCUUCUGACCUCGACAGGCAGCAGGCUUAGUCCUGAAAGUUUGGGAACCCUGACUUUGCCAGCUGCAUUUGUCCAUUUAGGAGAAAAUGGACUAAAGUCUCUGGAGCCGACCCUUGGCUGAACCUGGACCUCCUGGGAAGGGGCACCUUCUGGUUAGAGGUCCUGCCUGGGUGGAGGCUGGAGGUCUCUCCUCACCUUCUUUACUCAGCACCUCUGGGGCCUCUGCCCUCAGCAUCCUGCCCACAGCCCCUGGCUGCCCCUCUCUGCUGUUUGGCUUUACCCCAUCCUCUCUGAGAAGAGGACGGUGGCCCCACAGCCUGUUCUGCCCUCACCACCUUAAAGGGCCAGCCUGGGCCCAGUGGA